GACAGGCCCUUCUGUGGGCAGUGUCUUCAGAGUUUUCAACGUGACUGUGUUUAUUUCCACGGGGCUGUCAGCGACGCCUUUCUAUUCUCGAAGCUGCAUUUAGAUACUGCGUUUACUGUGGCUUUUCAGGAUUACGAAAUACGGAAUACCGCUUAUGGGACUUUACCAUGGCCUCUCCAUCAGCUUCCACAUCUGCAGCUUCAGAGCUGCCCCCUCUUGGAGGGAUUGAGGCCCUGCGGCUGAAGGUGGGCCCCGUGAAGAGGAGCCUGUUUGGUCCGGUGGAUCACCAGCAGCUGCAGCAGGACUUCCAGAGGAUACUUCGGAUGGGCGUGGAAGUGGCAAACAAGCGCUGGAAUUUUGAUUUCCAGGGGGACAAGCCCGGAUUGGGCCCCAACAUGGAGUGGGAGGAGCUGAGUUUCCAGGAGGUGCCUGGCUUUUACCGCAGUUGCACAGUCCGAUCCGCUCCCUCCGGAGCAGGGAUCAAACGGCGGUUCUCUUCCUCCUCUGGAGAGGGCUCUCCAGCGUCUGGCAGCUCAUCCUCUUCAGGAGAGGAGUACCUAGAGAUCACCACCAGGGAGUGCUAUAGGCUCGAGUCAGGCAAGCGCCGGCAGGCUGUUAUCACAGAUUUCUUCAAAGUGAAGAGAAACAGACUCGUCCAUUAUAAAGACGCUACCCGACAGUAGAAACCCACAGGGGAAGUACUGGAGAACCACCUAGUGGACACCUUCACAUCACCUCAAUGACAAAGCUCACAUCUGUGUAAAUAUGUAGCAUUUUCAAACUGACUGUCCUUAAGUUCACCAAGUAUGGGCUUAAAAAACAACACAACAUUUAAAUUCAGCACAAAGAAUCUUCCACUUCUCUAAUCAAGCUCAGACACAGUUUUGUGCAUUGUUAUAAAUAUCAUGUAUAUUUCUUUAUGCUAUUCUUAAUACUAUACUGUGAAUGUUUUAGAAUGCACUCUUUCAGGAAAUUAUCCAAACCAGGCUCAGUUUUGUGAGCCCUUGAUAGAAUCUGAGUUGGUCUGUGACCUACGACCUUUACUCGCUGAAAUUAUAAGAGGUUAUGAAUGCAGGAGUGACUAUUUUUGUCCUCCCCACACCACCUUUUAUCGUCCUGUUAUUGCUCUGCCUGAUGUGAGUGGGUGAAGCAGGGACCUUGAUUAGCUCUAGAUUAAAGGUCUACAGUGGAGGUUAAGUGAUGAGGUAAUGCAGUCACCACAGUGACUUAAAAUUAGAAUAAUAAUAUUAUGUGUCUAUUUAUUUAUUUUAUACUAUGUCACCAUCAAAUAAAAUAUAAAAAAAUAUAAAAAGAGCAAUGUGUAAAACGAGGUAGAUAAGGUUUGGUGGAAACUUGUGCCAAGUCAGUCAGGGCUGAGACACUUCACUGUUGCCAUUCCAACUACAGUUUGACCUAAAAGCAUGUACAUUUAUAUUGUAUUAAAAGCUUUUAUAUUGGGGUUUUGAAAUCUUUUUGGCAACAGUCCUGUACCUUAUUAGCUGUUUAUGAGCUUUAUGCUUUGAACAUGUAGCAUCUCCACUCACUGUCAGUGCAUGAGGACAGAACCAUGCAACUGCUCGCUCUCUCUACCCUUAGGUUUGUGAAGGUUUAAUUUUGUGACAUUUUCUAUGUUUAAAGUUGUGGCAGCUGAGGCAGUUGAACCGAAGAGGAAUCACAAUAACUUUUUAAUCCCACCUCCAGAGAAAUCAGUUCUAGGUUGUCAAUAUCUAAAUAACAUCACAAGCUUAUUAGUAAUAUGAGACCUACCUAGUGACAGUUGGAUC
Periophthalmus magnuspinnatus is the source of this 1784-nucleotide messenger RNA. RefSeq names its product cyclin-dependent kinase inhibitor 1D (gene cdkn1d). Gene Ontology annotation, cellular component: nucleus. The record is from RefSeq and is a predicted model, not a curated record. Bases 168 to 683 code for a protein of 171 amino acids. Gene Ontology annotation, molecular function: cyclin-dependent protein serine/threonine kinase inhibitor activity. The transcript has 3 exons. NCBI's taxonomy places the organism in Eukaryota, Metazoa, Chordata, Actinopteri, Gobiiformes, Gobiidae. Gene Ontology annotation, biological process: signal transduction by p53 class mediator; regulation of mitotic cell cycle.